CUGUAGCAGAAAUCAGGCCCAGCCAGCUUUAUCCCCCUUUUUUUUCCUAUCUUUGUGCUAAGUUAAGCUACCUGGCUGUGUGUUAAACAGACAUAUCUCCAAAAAUGUGUUAUUCUAAUCUAAUAAAGGACAAAUAGUGAUUUAUUUAUUUUCCAUUUGCUGUGAAUUGUGCCUCCUUUGCGGUGUUACGCAACAAGAAAACGACGUAAUCGUGAAAGCGUCACCGGAUGCGCGGCAUGUGACGCUGUGUAACUUAACACACUGGCAGUAACAGACAUCACUCCGUUCUGCUUUCAGCUGCUGAGCAUCACAUCACUCCUGCAAGAAAACUUCUCUGAAGCCAGAGACGAUGGGAUUUUAAACUCGAGCACUCGGCAUGAAGACACACUCGUAGUCUCUUCUAGUGGAAAAGCGAGUGCGUCGCUCUGCGUUGGAGCAACUUUUACACCUUUGCACUGGAUGCUGAGAUGCGCAGAAAGUGACAGGGGGUCCUCAUUCCUCAUCUCUUCUACAGUCCUCAACGAGUUAUAAAACGCCAUGAAAGACGACUUUGCAGACGAGGAGGAAGUACAGUCUUUCGGAUACAAGAGGUUCGGGAUCCAGGAGGGCACCCAGUGCACCAAGUGUAAGAAUGAAUGGGCGCUGAAGACCUCCAUAGCUCUGCUCUAUGUGCUCUGUACUCUCCUCACCAUCGCUGUAGCUGUGCUCGGAUAUAAAGUGGUGCAAAGAGUUGAUACUGUGUCUGAAGGUAUCGCAAACUAUGGAGGAAAGAUAAUUGCCGUUGAGACUGAUUUGAAAAAGCUCGAUGAUCAAGCAGGGCAGAAGUCAGAGAAUACCAGCACAGAGAUCCAGGCUUUUAAGAACAACAUCUGGACUCUCCAGAGACAGCUGUCUUCGGUGGAGGAACGCAUCCACAGUGAUCAAGUUAAGCUGAGUCAGCUGGAGAGCAUCGGCUCAGACAUCCAGAACAACCAGGGCUCCAUACAGGGAGUGCUGGACAUCAACACGGCCACCUUGCACUCUGUGAACAGCACCCUGCAGUCGUACGGCAGCAUCAUCGGGAGUCUGCAGGACGACACGGUCAGGCUGCAGAGAGAACUCCAGCAGCAGGUGAAACUUCAGGACCAGGCACUGCUCAGCAUCAGCAGCCUCAACUUCACCCAGGCCCAGCAGAGAGGCCUCAUCGCCGUGCUGCAGCGCUCCGUGGACGACACCAGUCAGGCCAUCCAGAAAAUGCGCAAUGACUUUCAGAGCCUCGAGCAGACGACCCGGCAGACGCGCGCUGACACCGAGUGGCUUCGUAGUAAAGUGGAAAACCUGCAGGUGAUGGCCAGUAACACCUCAGCUCUUGCAAAGGCCAACAACGACAGCCUGGAAGAGGUCGGAUCGCAGCUCUCUUUCAUGACCAACACGCUCCAGAACACCAGCACCUUGGCUGAAGCUCACGACCAGACCCUGAGGGAGAUUUUGGACCAGCAGAGGGACUUCAGUAACCUCACAUCCACCAACUUUGACCGGCUGGAGGUGCGUCUGGAUGAGUCAGAGCAGAGCAUAGACCGCGUGACCGGCAACAUCAGCUUCACCACGCAGCUUCUGGGCGCCAUCAACCUGAACCUGAACGAGCUGCGCACUUGUUCUGAGACCGUCGGCCGUCACUCGGACUUCUUGCUUAACCUCAACAGCAGCGUGACAGAUGUGAGGACAGAUGCCACCAGUCUGAGGUCGCAGCAGGAAGAGCUGGCAGCACGGAUGGACAAGGAGGUCACCAACCUCUCUAUUGUCAUGGAGGAGAUGAAGCGGGUGGACACCAAGCACUCACAGCUAAUAACCAACUUCACUAUUUUAAAGGGUCCCCCUGGUCCUAGAGGGCCAAGAGGGGACAAAGGACCUCAGGGACCAGCUGGUCAGUCUGGCCAAAAGGGAGAGAAAGGUGAAAAGGGUGCUCCAGGGAUACGAGGACCCCGAGGAGAGCAAGGUCUCCCAGGACUACAAGGUCUGCCAGGGUUAAAAGGUCUGCCAGGCGUACCUGGCAGCCCUGGGUCCAAGGGCUCCCGAGGGUCAGGAGGAAGGGCCGGACCUCCUGGAGCUAAAGGAGAGCCAGGUACUGCUGGUCUGCCUGGAAGAGACGGACAGCCUGGUCCUCAGGGGGCACAGGGCCCACCGGGGAUAAGAGGCUCAAUGGGACCAGCUGGGGAGCAAGGGCCGAGGGGGCUGCCUGGACCAGUGGGGCCUCCAGGGCCAGCAGGACCACCAGGACAACCAGGAAUGCCAAUCCGGAGUCCAGUUAUUCCUUUUGGGCCUGUGUCUAUGCAAGAUCAGGCAGUAGCUCCUACGCUGUGGGCCCCAGGCUGCCCCUUUGAGUGGCUGAACUACAGAGACAAGUGCUACUUCUUCUCCAAAGACAUGCACAGUUUUGAUGACGCGAAGGCGACCUGUGAAGAAUCAUCUGCUUCGCUGGUGAUCAUCAACGACAUGGAGGAACAGAAAUGGCUGAAGAAGCAGACGUUUGGAAAGGGUUACUUCUGGAUGGGUCUGACUGACAGACAGGAGGAGAACGUUUGGCGCUGGUUGGACGGGACUGAACCUGCUUUCACAAAGUGGAAACCUGGUCAGCCUGACGACUGGGGCCACGGCCAUGAAGUAGGAGAGGACUGUGCAGGACUCAUCCAUGAAGGGUUAUGGAAUGAUUUCUUCUGUGAAGAUCUCAUAAGCUACAUCUGUGAGAAGGAAAUGGAGACCUCGAGGUCGCCUGGACCGUCGUAGCGACGUCUCGGGAAAAG
Messenger RNA from Larimichthys crocea (large yellow croaker), 2780 nucleotides. RefSeq names its product collectin-12. Lineage: Eukaryota; Metazoa; Chordata; Actinopteri; Sciaenidae. The coding region runs from base 538 to 2763 and encodes 741 amino acids. The transcript has 10 exons. The record is from RefSeq and is a predicted model, not a curated record.